AUGAAUGCCAAUCCAGCGCUUGGUUAUGCGCCGGGCGUCUCGCUGGCCCCGCAAGCAGAACAUCACGCAUCUCCGACAGCUGCCAGUUUUGGUUCAAAUAACCCCUUUCGAAACCGCGCUCUUUCACCCUCAGUUGCUGGAUCCGUUUCCUCAAACCGCCCCGAACGCCCACGCUCGACAAACCCCUUCUUAGAUGAUACCGAGGCGAUGUCUCCGCAAUCUGCCCCUGGCAUGUCAACCGGUGCCAGUAUGAUUUCUCCGAUUGAGAAGACCGAUAUCUCGAGCAACACUCGGGAACUCUUUGAGUCACUUUCCCUCAAUCCUACUCCACAGACAAAUCGUCUCCCCGCGGCACCUGAUGCCACUCAACGUACUCUCUCGAAUCGCAACAGACCCCCAAGGGAGCGCCCGGAGCGCCCACCAGGACCACCGGCGGCGAAAGAGAAAGACCCGCUUGACAUCUUCGCUGAUCCCCCGACUUUGUCCCAAAAUGCCAAGGACAAGGCGCCCCGUCGCCCCCGGCGGAACUCAGAGUCUUCAGUAAUGGACCGAGGCUCGAAGUUGUUGGAUCUCGAUGACGAUGAGAAGCGCCGACGUGAACGGCGUCAUCGCGAGCGUGAUGGUCGUAGCAAAGAUGGCAAAUCGCGGUCGGGUCGCAAGGAUCGACGACUUGAUGUCAUUGAUAAGUUGGAUGUGACAAGUAUCUACGGUACCGGAAUGUUCCACCACGAUGGUCCGUUCGAUGCAUGCAACCCCCACCGCAACCGCCGCGGUGUGCGUACCGCGCCAAUGCAAGCCUUUCCCAAAGGUUCCACCAACAUGGCUCUGGGCGGCACAGGCCCAAACAACUCUAACAUCGAUCUCAACCUUUUCCACGGCAGGACGGAGGAAGGUCACAACGAUUUCUCCACCGCUGCUCGCCGCAACCCCGAAACAGCCGUCAUGGAUCCCACUGCUCGAGUGGACCCGAUCCAUGGACCACAAAGUAUGGGACUUGGAACCAGCACCUUCCUCGAUGGAGCCCCGGCCAGUCGGUCUGCCAUGGCACGUCGUCAAAGCGAGAAUGAAGGCACUCCAGCAGCCAAUGGUGGUGGACUUGCACGAAAGAAGAGUUUGGCUCAGCGACUACGUGGACGAGCUACCGGACCUGGCCGUAUUAAUCCUCCAACUGACAACUUUUUCCCCGCCCCACAAGUGAGCUCCAGUCACUCUGCAUCCGCCCGGAGCAACGAAAGAAACCCAUACUUCCAAGAAGAAGACGAGUAUGAAGAAGAGUGGGACAGGAAGGGAUCGAGUAUCGAAGCUCGGCUUGGAGGCGGCCGACUUCGAUCGUCCAGUAGUCCCAAGCAAACCACUGUCUUGGAGCGCAAGAUCACCAACGAGCGAUCUUAUGAAGAUUCGAAGCUUAACCCCGGUGGUGGCGGUGGUGGGUUCUUGAACCGGAUGAAGAGUCUGCGCAAACCCAAGCCGGAACGACGUACUAGCGACUGA
Molecule: messenger RNA, 1491 nt
Organism: Penicillium coprophilum
Lineage: Eukaryota; Fungi; Ascomycota; Eurotiomycetes; Eurotiales; Aspergillaceae
Product: Pal1 family protein
Exons: 4
Coding region: 1-1491 (496 amino acids)
Cellular component (GO): cytoplasm
Source: RefSeq, a predicted model, not a curated record